CUCGCGGGAAGGGGCGGCCCCGGCGCCGCCCGCCCCGGGGAAGGAGCCGGCGCCGCCCGGGCGGUCUCCAUCACCGGUGCUCCCGGGCCGCCGGGGCCCCGCGCUGCCGCUGCGCUCCGCGGUGCCCGGGCCGGGUCGCCCGGCUGUCCCCCUGCCCGCCGGCAGCGGCAGGGAGGGCGAGGAUGUCCGGCAGCACGGCGAGGAAGGUCCAGCCCUUCACCAUCAGCACCAAGCUCUCGCUGCCUAAGUGUGCCGCUGACUUCCCCGGGGACGCCUGCUCCGGCAUCGCGCUCACCUCCGCUCUGGACAACCACCACGGCCUCCGCCGCAGCCUCAACGAGCGCAUCUCCCUCUACCUGGCCCAAGCCCGGGCCAGCCCCGCUGUCCCCCAGAGCCAACCCCGCAACCCCAGCCCCGGCGAGGAAGGGCGGACCGACGAGGAGCGACUGAACCGCAACUCCCUCACCCGCUCUAUUAAGAAGAUCACACUGUCCAACUGGCACGGGGAGGCUUGCGUGGGGAACGCAGGGGGACCCCGGGACCCUGGCCGGACUGGCAGCGAAAGGAACCACAAUAACAACAACAGCAGGCCAGGGAAAUCUCAGUUCAAGGUUUUCCUCAGGAAGGAUGCGGAUGUGGAGAAUGAACAGCAGGAGACCGGGAGUCCCCGGGCCGGUGGUUUCUGCUCUCCAGUGGACAGAGGUUCUCCCUUCUGUGCGCUGGCAGGACCUUUGUUAUCAUCGCCCUGGAAAGAGAGCCCCAAGGGCAAGGAGCUCACAGCGGCACUGAGAUGCACUGGGCAAAGCAGCGCAAGAGCAUCCCCCCUCCUAGACCCGAGCCCUCUGGUAGCCCAGUUCAACCGGGAGAUGCUGCAGGCGGAGGGCUGGGUGCGCAGCAAGCUGCGGGACCUGAAGGAUGGCUGCGACCUCCAGGACUGGGAGGAGGUGGCUCAGACCCUGCAGCGGGACAUGAAGGAUUUUGAGAACACGCUGAUAAAGCUCAACCAGAUGGGCGAGCAGCUGAUGUGGCGGGCGAGCCCCAGCACCGAGGGAGUGCGGAGGCAGCUGCUGGCCCUGCGAGACCAGUGGCAGCUCCUGAAGCAGACAGCUGCCAGCCAGAGCAAAGCCCUGGGGGGGCUGCGGAGCCUGCAGGACUUCAACAGGAAAGCCGAGCGGCUGGAGGCGUGGAUCAGGCACAAGGAGGAGAAGCCCUCCCUGGCAGCCCUUCUGCAGGAAAGCCCGGACAAGAUCCAGCUCACCCGACGCAUCCUUGACUUGAAGCAGGAGGAGCAGCAGUUCCAGAACCUGCACGAGGAGCUGAACAGCCUGGCCCAGAAGCUGGAGAAACAAGGCAAGAGUGAGAGCAGGAGCAUCUCAGCCCGGCGCAAGCACCUCAACAAAACGUGGCUGCGGCUGCAGGGGACCCUGAAGGAGCACCACGAGGCUCUGCAGCUGGCCCUGGAGGUGGCUGCCUUCCUCCAGCAAGCAGAUACCCUGCUCGGGGCCAUCCAUGCCAAGCAGAGGAGUGUCUGCGGUACGGGGAAUCCAGGGGAGGGUGAGCCAGGUCAGGAUCGGGACGUCAGGGACAUAGCCAGCCAGGUGAUGAUGCUGGAUGUGACUGUGUCCCAGCUCCUCAGCCUGCAGCCCAGCCUGGCAGCCCGAGUGGUCCCAAAGCACCGAGAUGUCAAGGAGAGCUGGGCACAGCUACAGCAGGUGCUGAGGACGGAGAAGCCUCCAGCACUGGUGAGCAGUUCACCGAGGUGUGAAGCUACAGCUCCAAGCACAGAGCCCCGCGCAGAUGAUCACAGUCGUGGGAUCGUGGGGAAGGAAGCAGGAGACAAAUGGACAAGAGGCCCUGGGAGCAUGGUGCUGAAGGAUGUGCCAGAGAAGGUGGCGGAGUAUGGGAGAGGUGAGGAGGGCAGCCCUGUCUCUCCAGUAAUGGGGCAGCCCCCUCAUGGAGGGGACAGCAAAAGGAGGAGGAGAGAGGCUGAGGCUGAGUGGGGGAUGCAGCAGCCAGAGGCCCAGGUGCAGGACAUCUGCCCGGCAGUGAAUGUGCAGAUGGUGUCCCCGCACAAGAAGAACACGGGUCCCAGCAUCCCCCCAUGUUCGGUGGGGGAUGUAGAGAGCCUGGAGGCAGCUCAGACACAGCGGGAGCUCCUGAACUCCAGUUCCAGACCUGGAGCUGUGGUCCUGGAGGGGCAAGCACCAGGGGGGCCCCCAGGGAGCCCACAGGUGGAGGCCAUGCUGCGGGAGCUGGGGGAGCUGUGGGAGGACCUGCAGAGGAAACACCAGGAGAACGGUGCCAUGCUGCGGGAAAUCGAUAAGGCACUGAGGCUGGUGGGGGAGCUGGACCAGGCUGAGCGGUGGCUGCAGUCUGUGGCCGGGUCCCUCUCAGAGCCAGCCACCAUGAGAAGCCCAGCAGAGCUGCGCCAGGACCUGGAGGAGACGGGCCAGUUGGACAGACAGCUUGUGCUCUGUGGCCUCAAGCUCCAGGCACUGCGGGAGGAGGCGGUGGGAGAGCCGCCCACCGAGCAUGAUGGGGCAAGGAAGAUGCAGAGGAAGGUGGAGAUGGUGGAGGAGAAGUUGGCACACGUGCAGGCAGCCCUGCAGCGCCGGGCGGCAGACCUGCGUGACUCCCUAGUGCUGUCUGAGUUCCUCCAGGACCUCCAAGAGGAGGAGGCACGGAGCCGACAGGGACGUACAGCGCCAGGGAGCAGGCAUUGUGGCUCGCAGGGGUCUUUUCCCCUGCUCUCUGCCCAGGCCAGGCAGCCGUCAAGCAACAAGGACAUGAGUCACCCCUUGGGAGACCUGCAGGAGGCUGUGCAGAUGCUGAAUGAUGCAGCAAAGGAGCGGGAGCGGGUCAUGGAAGUGGCAGCGGAGACGGAGAACCUGGGGCGCCUGGUGGCAGAGGUUUCCCCAUGCCUGGAGGCCCUUCGAUGCAGAGCCGAGGCACUGGCUCGCGACACUGCCCAAGCAGAGAGUGGCUUCACUGCGGUGAAGAGCGAGAAGGACCUGCAGGGGCUGCAGGGCUUGCUGAGCCAGCAGCAGGAGAUGGAGCGUGUGGUGUCAGAGACCCUGCAGGGGCAGCUGGAGGAGCUGGAGAGGGCAGCUGCCCACUUGCAAGAGCUCUGCCCUGCUCAACUGUGCCCCAUCAGCCGGGAGGUGCAGGAGACGCUGCGGGCCUGGACACAGCUGCGGGAACUGCUGCAGAAAACCCGGGCUCGGGUGCAGCAGGCAGGCCGUCUGCGGCACUUCUUCAAGGACUACUUAGCCAUGAUCUCCUGGACGGAGGACACGCGGGCUCAGAUCUUCUCUGAAAGCCCCAGCGGCCAUGGCAUCCAGGAGACUCCGUGUGAGGAGCUGGAGAGGAGGAUUGAAGGGAAGCUCAAAGAGUUUGAGGUGCUGGCAGCAUCGGGGCAGCAGCUGGUGUCUGAGGAGCACUACCUGAGCGUGACAAUAAAGGAGCGCUUGGAGGAGCUGCAGAGCAUGCUGGGCUGGGUGCUGGUGCGCUGGCGAGCACAGAGGCACCAACGAGACCCAGGGAGCAAGCAGGAGGACAAAAGGGACCAGGAGAGCCCCUCUGGCACGUCCCUCACUGGCCACGAACAGCAUGUCCCUUGUGCUGAGUCUCAACCAGAGGGCAUGCCCAGCCCAGUGGAGUUCAUACCCUGCUCCCUCCUAGAGCCCAUGCAAAGAUCGAAGCCACGGCUGCCAGAGGGAAUGGCUGUCUCCCCACCGGCACCGCCACUCUCAGAUGUGCCAUCAGGAGUGGAGCAGAGCUGUGGGGAGCGCAGCAGCUCAACACCCCACAGUGCAGGACCCCCCAAGGAGGCUGUCAUCUGGGAUCCCGCCGAGACCUCCACGCUACUGCUGCCACCACGGGGCCCCGGUGGGCUUGGGGGGACAGUCAACCUCAUCCUCAGCAUCGGCAAGAAGGGCGAGAAGAAAAAGGCGCGGCCAGUGGCCAGCAGUGAGCGGCUGGGGGAAGAGGCACUGUGGAUGCUCCCCGCCACUAAACCCUCAAGCUGUAAAACCUUUUGGAAGCGUUGCCAGGGGCUUUUAGGAAACACUUGGGGUAGUUUAAAGCGAAAAAGAAAGCCGCCUCGCCAGCCUGUGGAAGAGGCACAGGUGGAGACUGGGAAAACCUCCAUCUCAAAGCGGCCACCAGCCAUCACCCGCCACCCUCCGGCAUCCAGCGGUGGGACGCCAGCCACCUCUCACACCCUGCCCAAGGCUGGGGCCGGAUCCCUCUUCAACAGCCUGCAGCGGCGGGAGCGGGCAAGGGCUGAGCAGGCCCGGCUGCUGACCCUGCAGGGCAUCAUGGGCUCCAGCUCCCUGCAGCCCGCGCCCGAGGAGUGCCACGGCCCCAGCAACACAUGGCCUCAGAAGUGCGGCCGGAGGAAGGGGGGGCCGGGGGCAGCUGCUCCUGGACCCCAGCUUGGGGAGCUGCUGCUCUACGUCAGGAACCCGCUGGUGCGGGACAUUGAGGCCGAGUGUGCAGCGGCCCCUGGGAACCCCCGCCUCUCCUCCCCAAAACCCACAUGCCCACACGUUUCCCUGGGCUCUGUGCUCAGCCUGGAGCUGCCCAGGGAUGUGGCAGUCCUGGGGUGCCACCGAGGGGUGGUGGCGCAGCGAGAGGAGGCAGAACGGCAGGAGCAGAGGCAGGGUGAGGGAGUGAGGCGGUGGGAUCCUGUGGGCAAGCAUGGGGCUGGAUGGCAGGAGGAGGUGGAUGUGGAUGGGCACAGACCCCAGGGGCCCAAUGAGGGCCUGGGGAUGUCCCCCAAAGGCGAGGGAGGAACGUGGUUCGAGGAGGUGAGCUUCAACCCCAGCUACAGCCAGCACAGGGCACACCGUGCCAGGGAGGGGUGCUGGAGCCCACAGUGCCCUGGCAGCACCAGUGAAGACCUGGACUUGAGGCCAAGCAGGCCAUCCCGUGUCGGUGUGCUUCAUCAGUGUGUCGGCCAGCAGGGUGAUGAGCUGGCUGCCCAGCUGGACCGAGUCGGCAGCCCCAGCACCACCAGCAGGGCCAGGCAUCAUGAAGCCACUCGUCUGGAGCUUGGGCCGUCCCUGGCCAGCACCCCAGGCAAGGCAGGAGCCAUCCUCAGUGCUGCCCGCACACAGCAGCCAGCUGGCAGUGGCCAGCCCCAGGAGUGCCCAGCUUCCCCUGCUGCCCCCACCCAACUCUCUGUCUUCAAGUGGGCACUGGGGUCCCCACAGCCCCCCAGCCCUGUGCUGGGCUCUGGGGAGGUUUGCCACCCAGCCCAUGGGCAGUUUGAGGAAGAGGAGGAAGAGCUGCAGGCCAUCUGGGAUGGGGCAGGCGAGCAGCAGGCACCCAGCCCACCAGCAGGCAGCCGUGCCCGUUGUCGGCGGGAGAGCGGAGCAGACAGCCUACCCAGCCCUGACACCGCUGCUGGUGGGCCUCUCAUCCUCUCAGCAGCCAACAAUGUCCUGGUGGCCAAGUUCACACUUCCCACCGCUGCCCGGCUCCUCCACAGCCCAGGGGGAGAGAAGAGCCCCAACGUGGGGCACAGCAGCAGUGGCAGCCCCAGUGGGCACAGGGGGUCCCCGCGCACAGAAGAGCUGGUGUCCACAGCACCCCUGGACAGCCCAGGUGCCUGGAAUCGGCAGAGGCAUGAGGAAGAGAGAGAGACCAGCAAGGCUGCCCCUGGUAAAAUGGAGUUUCAGAUGAUGGAGGGGACACUGGAAAGGAAGCACGUGUUGCAGACAGGAGGGAGAAAGGCCAACUGCCGGGCCUGGGGCCUCUUCCACGCCGUGCUGAUGAGGCAGACGCUGUGCUUCUACCAGGACCGCAGGGACAGCCUCAAGAGCUCUGUGGUGGCCCUUCCCUUGAACCUCUCUGGGGCGAUCUGCACCCCAGAUGCUGAGUACACCAAGAAGACCAACUGCUUCAGGCUACAGCUGCGGGAUGGCUCUGAGUACCUCCUGAGGGCCCCGUCCCAGCCCCUCAUGAGUGAAUGGGUCUCCAAGCUGCAGCAAAACUCAGGUUUCCCCGAAGUGGAUUACUUCCAGGCAGCAGCACAGUGUGUCAAGGGCAGUGCUGGGGGUUUCAGCAAGGUCCCCAGCCCUGGGAGCUCCCUCCAGGGACAUCAUCAGGUCACAACCCCCAAGAGCCAGGAUAUCAUGGUGCUACCUUGCUCGAAUGCCCAGCUGCAGCGGCCUCUGAGCAGCCAGGAUGGCCCAGCCGAUGGGGCUGUGGCAGCAGCAGAGGAUGCUCGUGGGGCUGGGCACAGGGAGCAGGAGUGGUCAUCCAGGGGAUCUCCUGGGCUGUGGGACAACAGCUGCCAAGAAGAGGACUAUGGGCUGGUGGCCAACAAGAGGAGAUCCUACUCUUUCACCUCAGCCACCUACCAGAAGAUCACCCCAGUGCCCGUGCCCAAGGAGCCAGUGGAGGCCGGGAGCAGCUACUCGGUCACACUGUACAUUGGGGAGCAGGCACCAGCCAUGCCCCGGGCACGCUGCCACUCCUUCGUGGCCCAGCCGGCGAGCCCACGGGACACGCUGGGGGAGAAGACCCCUGGUCCCCCUCGCCCUAAGAACAAAUCUGUCUUCAAGAAGUUCUUUGGGAAGAAGGAGUGAACCUCAGCUGAGGGAGAGAAAAGCCCCAGCCUGCUUUUUAUCCUCCUCUCAGGUGCUGUCCUGGCACAGCCUCUGCUCCCAGCACCAGCUCACUGCUUGCUGCCUCUCUGGGGGAAGAGAGGCUGUGGCAAGUGGCUCCGCUCCAGCCAGCCCUGGGGCUGCCCCAUGCCCCAGCCACCAAAGCCCCGGCCUCAGCCCGGCACUGAGCACCCCUCCUGCCCCCUCUGGGUGCUCUCCCUGGGUGCUGCUGGCUCUGCAGGCAUCUCACUGACACACAGCACAAGCAGGGGUGGGGAGGUGGUUGUUUUUAUUAAAAAACAAACAGAUGCUUA
Messenger RNA from Columba livia (rock pigeon), 6928 nucleotides. RefSeq lists its product as uncharacterized. Gene Ontology annotation, cellular component: plasma membrane; cell junction; cell projection. The record is from RefSeq and is a predicted model, not a curated record. Gene Ontology annotation, biological process: muscle cell development; actin cytoskeleton organization. Gene Ontology annotation, molecular function: phospholipid binding; actin filament binding. Lineage: Eukaryota; Metazoa; Chordata; Aves; Columbiformes; Columbidae. The coding region runs from base 183 to 6596 and encodes 2137 amino acids. The transcript has 33 exons.